Messenger RNA from Nanorana parkeri, 4649 nucleotides. It is a transcript of the gene CFTR, whose product is annotated as cystic fibrosis transmembrane conductance regulator. Lineage: Eukaryota; Metazoa; Chordata; Amphibia; Anura; Dicroglossidae. The record is from RefSeq and is a predicted model, not a curated record. Gene Ontology annotation, biological process: bicarbonate transport; chloride transmembrane transport. The transcript has 27 exons. The coding region runs from base 110 to 4570 and encodes 1486 amino acids. Gene Ontology annotation, molecular function: chloride channel activity; ATP hydrolysis activity; ABC-type transporter activity. Gene Ontology annotation, cellular component: plasma membrane; apical plasma membrane; cytosol.
AGUGACAUCAGCAGGCUGGGAGAAUAAGGUGGGAGAGCAGGGACAGAGUGGACUUACAGUGCCAGGAUCUGAAGCCUGUGUCUGCAGCAACCAAUAGCACAGAGUCACCAUGCAGAGAUCCCCGUUAGAGAAAGCCAACAUCUUUUCCAAGCUCUUCUUCAGUUGGACCAAGCCAAUUUUAAGGAAAGGUUACAGGCAGCGAUUGGAAUUGUCAGAUAUUUAUCAAAUUGCCACUGAAGAUUCUGCCGAUAAUUUGUCUGAACGGCUUGAAAGAGAAUGGGACAGGGAACUGGCAACGUCAAAGACCAACCCCAAAUUAAUAAAUGCACUGAAGCGAUGCUUUUUCUGGAAAUUUCUUUUUUACGGCAUCUUAUUAUAUCUUGGGGAAGUCACCAAAGCCGUUCAACCUCUUCUUCUUGGAAGAAUUAUAGCUUCUUAUGACCAAAGUAACACUGUAGAGCGGUCCAUUGCUUAUUACUUGGCGAUUGGCUUGUCCUUACUCUUUGCAGUCAGAAUGCUCUUGCUACAUCCGGCAAUAUUUGGGCUUCAUCAUAUAGGGAUGCAGAUGAGGAUAGCAAUGUUCAGCUUAAUUUACAAAAAGACCUUAAAAUUGUCAAGCAAAGUUCUGGAUAAAAUAAGCACAGGGCAGCUUGUAAGUCUGCUCUCCAACAACCUGAAUAAAUUUGAUGAGGGGUUGGCCCUGGCACAUUUUGUAUGGAUUGCGCCACUUCAAGUAAUACUUCUUAUUGGUCUAAUCUGGGACUUGUUGCAGGCUUCAGCCUUUUGUGGUCUGGGCUUCCUUGUUUUAAUUGCAUUAUUUCAAGCAUGGCUAGGUCGAAGGAUGAUGAAGUACAGGGAUCGGAGGGCAGGGAAGAUUAAUGAGAGGCUUGUGAUAACAUCUGAAAUUAUUGACAACAUACAAUCCGUGAAAGCCUAUUGCUGGGAGGAUGCCAUGGAGAAAAUAAUUGAAACAUUAAGACAGACUGAACUGAAACUCACCCGGAAAGCAGCCUAUGUGCGAUACUUCAACAGCUCAGCUUUCUUCUUCUCAGGCUUCUUUGUUGUCUUCCUUUCAAUACUUCCACAUCUGCUUCAAGAAGGGAUUACCAUCCGUAAAAUCUUUACCACCAUUUCAUUCAGCAUAGUGCUGAGAAUGACUGUUACACGUCAGUUCCCCUGGGCUGUACAGACUUGGUAUGAUUCACUGGGAGUCAUCAAUAAAAUACAGGAUUUCUUGCAAAAAGAUGAAUACAAGUCCCUUGAGUACAACCUGACAACCACAGAAGUGGCAGUGGAGAAUGUUACAGCUUUGUGGGAUGAGGGGUUUGGAGAAGUUUUCGGGAAAGCAAUGCUUGAAAAUGGAGGUGAUUCUUCUAAGGAUGACCCAAAUCUGAUCUUUAGUAACUUCACAUUGCAUGUUACACCAGUACUUUCUAACAUCAAUUUCAGUCUAGGAAAGGGAGAGUUACUAGCAGUUGCUGGGUCCAAUAAAAAAGGUAAGACUUCUCUUCUAAUGAUGAUCAUGGGAGAGCUGGUACCUUCCUCAGGGAAAAUAAAACACAGUGGACGAAUAUCAUUUUCUCCUCAAGUGUCCUGGAUAAUGCCUGGGACCAUCAAGGAAAACAUAGUGUUUGGGGUCUCCUAUGACCAGUACAGAUACCUGAGUGUCAUCAAGGCUUGCCAACUGGAGGAGGACAUUGCAAAAUUUCCAGAGAAAGACAAUACUGUUCUAGGGGAAGGAGGAAUCACCCUGAGUGGAGGACAGCGGGCACGAAUCUCUCUAGCAAGAGCGGUGUACAAGGAUGCUGACCUCUACCUACUGGAUUCUCCAUUUAGUUACCUUGAUUUGUUUACAGAGAAGGAGAUAUUUGAAGGCUGUAUUUGCAAGCUAAUGACCAACAAGACCAGAAUUCUAGUUACCUCAAAACUGGAACAGCUGAAAAAAGCUGACAAAAUACUCAUUCUUCAUGAAGGUACCUCCUACUUUUAUGGAACAUUUUCAGAGCUUCAAGAGCAACGUCCAGACUUCAGCUCCCAGCUUAUGGGAUUUGAUGCCUUUGAUAAUUUCAGUGCAGAAAGGAGAAAUUCAAUAUUAACAGAGACCUUGAGACGACUUUCCAUUGACAGUGAACCCAUAGUUGCUAGGAAUGAAGCCCGAAAUAAGUCCUUUAAGCAGGCAGCAGAAUUUAUGGAAAAGAGGAAAAAUUCUAUUAUAAAUUCUCGGAAGUCAAGUAGAAAGUUUUCAAUCAUGCAGAAAGCUCAGCCACAAAUGGGUGGAAUUGAAGAAGAGUCCCCUGCAGAACCAGAAGAAAGAAAACUAUCCUUAGUUCCAGAUUCAGAACAAGGGGAAGCCAUCCUACCACGGAGUAACAUUCUCAAUACAGGUCCAACUUUUCAUGGUCGAAGGAGACAGUCAGUACUGAACCUAAUGACUGGUACAUCAAGUCCACAAAGUCAGAUUGCUUAUGCAAGAGGAAAUGCUUCUAUUAGAAAAAUGUCAAUGGCUCCACAAUCGAUAGUAGCACAAGAAUUAGAUAUUUAUAGCAGACGUGCCUCGCAAGACAGUGUCAUGGAAAUCAGUGAAGAAAUUAAUGAAGAAGAUUUAAAGGAGUGUUUUCUGGAUGACACGGACAGCGCAUCACCAACUACAACAUGGAGCACUUAUUUCAGAUAUGUCACCACUCACAAGAGCUUAAUCUUUGUUCUUGUUCUUGUCCUAGUGAUUUUCUUGGCAGAGGUUGCUGCUUCAUUGGUUGGUCUUAUGCUUAUCAAAGAAAGCAAUCUACAUAAUAAUAAUAAUAAUUCAAGCACUAAUGGGAAUGACUCCUCCAAGUCAUCAGUAAUCGUGACCUCUACCAGUUCUUACUAUGUAUUUUAUAUCUAUGUCGGCGUGGCAGACUCCCUUUUAGCUUUGGGAAUCUUUCGCGGUUUGCCUCUUGUCCACAGUCUGAUAUCUGUCUCCAAGGUCUUACAUCAGAAAAUGCUCCAUUCAGUUCUACAUGCUCCAAUGUCCACGUUCAAUACGAUGAGAGCUGGGCGGAUAUUAAACAGAUUUUCAAAAGAUACAGCUAUACUAGAUGAUCUUCUUCCACUGACUAUUUUUGAUUUCAUACAGUUGAUCCUUAUUGUGGUUGGGGCAAUAACUGUGGUUUCCUUACUGGAGCCGUAUAUCUUCUUGGCUACCGUACCUGUGAUCAUUGCAUUUAUUUUGCUUAGAUCCUAUUUUCUCCACACCUCCCAGCAACUGAAACAGUUAGAAUCUGAAGCUCGUAGUCCAAUUUUUACUCACCUGAUAACAAGUUUAAAGGGUCUUUGGACACUUAGAGCAUUUGGCAGGCAGCCUUAUUUUGAAACCCUUUUUCACAAGGCACUGAAUGUACACACUGCAAACUGGUUUCUCUACCUGUCUACACUGCGAUGGUUCCAGAUGACCAUUGAGAUGAUCUUUGUCAUCUUCUUCUGUGCUGUUGCAUUUAUCUCCAUUGCAACUUCAGGUGCUGGUCGAGAGAAAGUUGGAAUUGUACUGACUCUGGCAAUGAAUAUUAUGAAUACCUUGCAGUGGGCAGUAAACUCAAGUAUUGACGUGGACAGUUUGAUGCGCUCUGUCAGCAGAAUCUUUAAAUUUAUUGAUAUUCCAAAUGAAGAUACCAGCAAGCACAGCAGUGAUAAGGAUGAUAAACUUUCAGAGGUUCUUAUUAUUGAGAAUGAAUAUGCAAAGAAAGAUACGAACUGGCCAUCCGGUGGUCAGAUGUCUGUUAAAAAUCUCUCUGCAAAGUAUGUGGAUGGAGGGAAUGCUGUUUUAGAGAAUGUAUCAUUCUCAGUCAGUCCUGGGCAAAGGGUCGGUUUGUUAGGAAGAACUGGUUCAGGAAAGAGCACUUUGUUGUCUGCGUUUUUGCGACUGCUGUCAACCCAAGGAGAUAUUCAGAUCGAUGGGGUAUCCUGGAAUAAAAUACCAUUCCAGAAAUGGAGGAAAGCAUUUGGAGUUAUUCCUCAGAAAGUGUUCAUAUUCUCAGGGUCAAUCAGAAAAAAUCUGGACCCUUAUGGAAAAUACAGCGAUGAAGAAAUAUGGAAAGUCACUGAUGAGGUUGGUUUAAAGUCAAUCAUUGAGCAGUUUCCAGGCCAGUUGGAUUUUGUCCUUCUCGAUGGUGGAUGUGUUCUUAGUCACGGCCACAAGCAGCUCGUAUGUCUGGCCAGAUCAGUUCUUAGCAAAGCGAAAAUUCUCCUGUUGGAUGAACCCAGUGCUCACCUGGAUCCCAUAACAUUCCAGAUCAUUAGGAAAACUCUGAAACAUUCAUUUGCAAACUGUAGCGUUAUCCUAUCUGAGCAUAGGCUGGAAGCCAUGUUAGAAUGUCAGUUUUUUCUGGUAAUUGAAGAGAAUACUGUUCGACAAUAUGACUCCAUUCAGAAACUGAUGAAUGAAAAGAGUUUCUUCAAGCAAGCCAUAAGUCAUUCUGACCGCUUGAAACUAUUUCCACUGCACCGUAGAAACUCCAGCAAGAGGAAGUCCCGCCCUAAAAUCACUGCCUUGCAGGAGGAGACAGAGGAGGAAGUCCAAGAGACAAAACUCUGAUCGCCAACCAACAUCCCUGUGGACCCAUUUAAAGUUUUUUCUUUUCUUUUUCUUUUUUUCCCCCUCAUAUGAAUCCAUG